Molecule: messenger RNA, 615 nt
Organism: Drosophila ananassae
Lineage: Eukaryota; Metazoa; Arthropoda; Insecta; Diptera; Drosophilidae
Product: chromosome transmission fidelity protein 8 homolog
Exons: 3
Coding region: 128-577 (149 amino acids)
Biological process (GO): mitotic sister chromatid cohesion
Cellular component (GO): Ctf18 RFC-like complex
Source: RefSeq, a predicted model, not a curated record
AGAAGAUUUAGAGAGACCGUUAGUCUUAGCAGUAGUAAAACCCCUGACGUUUUUGGAGGGACUUUUCUUGAGUUUAUUUACAUUUUAGUUUCCGGUUUAUGCUUAGUUUAGUCGUCCUGAAUCCAAGAUGCCCAUAUUAGUAAAAACGCAAAGUUCUGGCAAAGGCGAUUGGGCCAUCAUUGAACUGCAAGGUGAUCUGGAAGUCAGAAGCAAUCAGGACAUGCAUAACCAGUUCAUUGGCGAUCUCUACUACAACAAAUAUGGGCAACCUAUUCUGAUCAUAGGCCACCACAUCCUUCAGGGUCGCGAACAGAAGCUGGAGAAACCCUUUGCCGUGCUGGAAAAAUCAAAAACAAACGAGGGCGAACGCCUGCUGGACACCAGCAUCGCCACUCAGGAUAUGACCCAACUGAAUGCCACCUCGGGAGCUGAACGCACUGUCCUGGAUCACACAAUUGCCCAGGAACACAAGACUCGGCAGCGAACCGAGUACACCGUCCGCGCUGUUUGCACCAAAAAAUUAAUCUUCAAGUCCCGGCCGAAACCCAUUAUCGCCAAUGUGGCCAAGACCGUUUAGCUGUCUUUUUAAAAAUAUAUACUUUUAUUUACUUUUUA